Saccostrea cuccullata (small rock oyster) is the source of this 3956-nucleotide messenger RNA. Its product is annotated as hormonally up-regulated neu tumor-associated kinase homolog A-like. Lineage: Eukaryota; Metazoa; Mollusca; Bivalvia; Ostreida; Ostreidae. Gene Ontology annotation, biological process: intracellular signal transduction; protein phosphorylation. The transcript is spliced from 17 exons. Gene Ontology annotation, cellular component: cytoplasm. The record is from RefSeq and is a predicted model, not a curated record. The annotation marks the transcript as partial. Gene Ontology annotation, molecular function: ATP binding; protein serine/threonine kinase activity.
CAUAUUAAAUGCAGAUAAAAUUUUCAUGAAUCGCCGAGUCACAUGACUGUGCAGUAAAGAACUGCUUAUGAACAUGCAAAAAUGGUUGAGAAGGUUGCAGUUUUGGUAACAAGUGGUUCGAAAGUCCUCCGUGUAAAUGGGAAGCAUCGACAUUAUUUUUUGCGCAGGAAAUCGAAUUCUGAUUCAAGAAUAGUGUUAGUUCGCUAUUGAUCCGAAAAGUCCGCGGUAUGCUGCAUUCAACAAGCACACAUUACUCGAUAUUGACGCACAAAACGUCAUGCGAACUGUUGGAAUUUGUGUUUUCGGUGUAUUUAGAUGAAUAAAUGUGAAAUGGAACAUGAUGAUUCUCAAAAUAUUCUUGUAUGGAAAUUCAGUUCUUUAAUUUUCUGCGAGAUUUCAUUUCGAGUUUUGGCAUCGUCAUCCUCUGGCGGACCACUUUAAAUUGUAAUGUAACAAUUCACAUUGUAUAGCACAAACAGAAAAUAAAACUAGCUGAUUAUGUCCUUUUAUACGAAAUUACUAAAAUCAUCGUAUAAAAACAAGGAGGGAUUUUUCGGUUUCGAUCAGGAUUUAUUUCAGGUAUGGAAUAUAACAUCCCAGUAAGGAAAUCAUGGGGAAGAAAAUUCAAUGUUUGGGGCGGUACGUCAUGGACUGCCAGACUCUGGGCAAAGGCAGCUUCGCACGUGUAGAGCUCGCGACCCACAGUGUAACAGGAUGCAAGGUGGCAAUUAAGAUAAUUGAUACCCGUAAAAUUAAGGAAGAAUACUCUCGACAGAAUCUACACAGGGAAGCCAGAAUUUUAGCUCAGCUUCGCCACCCGAAUAUCAUCCGACUUUACGAAACGUUAAAGGCCACCACUCUGUACUGUUUGGUUCUGGAGUGUGCCUUGGGUGGAGAUUUAAUGACGUUUAUCAGAACCUUCAAACAAUUAUAUUUACCUGAGGACAAAGCUCGAGACUUCUUCAGACAACUUGUAUCUGCAGUGCACUAUCUUCACGAAAGGGGAGUUGCACACAGGGAUUUAAAAAUGGAAAACAUCAUGUUGGAUGAGAAGAAAAAGAAUAUCAAAAUAGUUGAUUUUGGACUUAGUAAUACAUUUAACAAGGAUGAGCUGAUGAAGACGAGGUGUGGAUCUUUAGAGUACGCCGCCCCCGAACUGUUCCACCCAUCCGACAAGUACGGACCAGAAGUGGAUGUUUGGGCAAUAGGUGUCAUAACUUAUGCAAUGGUGAUAGGGAAACUUCCAUUCACAACACCAUACACCGAUCAGUACAGGAGACAAAAACUUCUCCAACAGGUGGAAAAAGGGGUCACGGAGGUUCAACUCAAGGAGAUGUGUAAUCUCAGUGAAGAACUAAAGCAGUUACUGUGUAAGCUGUUGGAGCCUAACCCCAGUCAUCGUCUGCCUCUGAUGGAUGUAGAGAUUCACCCCUGGGUGACUUGUGAUGCCAAAAUGCCUUUCUACCCAUUUCAUGCCUUUCCCAGGGACAAACUGCUCAAGUCCCAGGAAGCCAUUUUAGAAGAGUUAGAAAAUGAGGUAAUUGAUGAGUUAUCAGAAAUGAUGGAAAUGAAUAAGGAGCAAGUGGAGAAAACUGUUCAUGAAAGUAAAUGUGAUGAACUGUCAGCCAUGUUUAACAUGAUGAUGGACAAUAAAAGGAAAGAUAAAGGAGUAUUUGACCUAGACUACACAAGCUUUCAUGAAAAAAGAAGAGAAAAAAGAGAAUCUAAAGUCCAGGAUGAAUGCCAAACUGCCAACCACACCCAUAGCUUACCACAUAUAGAAGCUCGAAGGGGAACUCCCAAAAAGGACUGCUUCCAUAGUUUACCACUGCUAGGAGUCAGCAUGCGUUUGAAACACAUGGCUAAAAAGAAUACUGAAUAUUUACAUUCACCACUUCCAUCUGCUACAUCUGAGGCUGAAUCUGUUCCACACUCCACAGAAAACUUGGCUCACACUCAGGGAAUUCCUGGACAAGACAACCCCAAUCUGUUGUCACCGGGUCAGGUCCAGCCCUACAACCGACGCUCACUCCGGCGGAGGUCCUCAAAGAGGAGGCAGGGUCCUCGGUCCAGUUCCUAUGGCCCGGGCCACAGGAGGGCUGGAAGCAUGAAGGAACAUACCAGUUCCUCCCAACCCAACAGUCCGGUAAUGCUUGUUAACCCCGAAAUCAAGAUCGACCCUCCAAUUAGUGCAAAUCAAACUCCAAGGUCUGACACCAUUGAACUCCACGGUGAAUCUGUGACACUAUUAGUGCCCGGCCAGAAACAGCACAGAUCAUGUAUUGAUGUGAUGGACGAUUCCUGGCAUGACGAGAGUGAUCAGAAUUACUCAGAUGCUUCCUGUCCAAAUUCUGCAAGUUACCUUCACUCAGAAGAAAUAGUUCCUGUGACAAUUAGCAAAACCACUACAUCCACUGCUGAAGUCCAUUCCAGGCAAUCAAAACAUCCGUUGUUAGAGGCUGUGCAUCAAGACUCAGUGGAAGCAAAAAUUGCUUCUGCAGACAUCAAAGCCAUUGUGAGACCUAAAAACAAGUUGAUCUCUCCAUCUAAGAAUGGGCAGAUUCAAACUGCAGUAGAUCAUCUUGCAAAGAGUGAAAAAGAGUGCAAUUAUUCCUCUUCUGGUUCUUGUGAUGAAAAUUAUUCUUCUAUGCAAAAGAGUGACAUUCAGGUAUUGUCAGAAAGUGAUAGUCACGAUGAAGCUUGUGGGGGAUUUGACAAAGUGGAUGGAAAUUCUCCCAGCAUGCCUCAGGAUGUAGGAAUUGUAUGUCUUUCAGAUGUGGAGUGUUCAGAGGAUCAGUCGGAUAGUAAAACCAAUUUGUUGGAUGUAGUGAAUCCGAGUUCUGUGGUGAAGGAAAUCCAUCAUCCACUGAAAGGGAGGAGGAUUAAUUCAAAAGAUCAAAUUGUGACAAAAACUACCAUGAAGGACCUAAAUCCUAGCAAAUUAUGCACACCUCAAAAGCUUGAAUUGAAAUUGCCAGUGGUGAAAAAUUUCCCCAGUGUACAAAGUGUUCAUGCCAAAGAUAUUGCCAAUAAUGCCAGUAGUGAUGUGAAUGUACCAGAGUCUUCUAUUCAACCAAAUCUUCCAGAGGACAAGCUUAGUCCCUUAACUCCAUCAGAAAGCUAUUCAAAACACUUGUAUAAGUUUGCUAUGCCCAAUACCCCAACUAGAAACAUGUUCAAAACCCCUCUUGCUCGCAUAGAGAGCUUCCAUAGUGACGACUUUGAUUUCUUACUUUCCAACACUGAAUUAAAAUCUACAGCCACAACUCCUUCCAGCUGUGUGCAGACGCCUACCUUGCCAUGUUUUGGCUACAAACUCAACCUGAAAAAGAAAAAUGCAAAAUUAAAGUCUAAUAAAACCAAGCAAAAAUCCUCCCUUUCAAAUUUGCAAGGAAGUCCAAAAUAUGCAAACGAGGAAUCAGAGGUCCAAGAAUGUCAGAGUAAUUCUGUGGACCCUUUAUCUGCUGGUGCUGGGAAUGACCAAACUAAAGCAGAUGAUGGAUUGGACAAAGGGUCAACAGUCAGUAGAGCCAAAAUACAUCCAAUGAACAAGGAAGAUCAGGAGACAGAAUUAUUAGUCAAAGGAUCCAAGAUUACCCAGUCAAACCAGAAGAAUCGAUGCUUGACCAAUACUGACAGUACUGACAAUGACAUCAAGGGAAAGAAUACCCAGAACUGUUCUGACAAAAAUGGUAAACACAACACAGAGAGCAAAAAGUUUAUCAAAUGUUCACCGUGGAAGCAUGGCUUUGUACAGUUUUUAAGGAAGAAGAAACCAAGUCAUACUCAUCGCAGUCAAAACAACAACGACUCUGUGCAUUCCAAUCACCAUGUGGACUCACGCAAUGGGCAUGCUCGAAUGGCGUGUAACAGUGCUCUCCUUCGACCUAACCCUGACGACAGCAGCAGUGAAAUGGAGACUGCCUUCUCUCCUUCCCCUAUCCCUGUGUUUUCUG